Messenger RNA from Rhineura floridana, 3556 nucleotides. It is a transcript of the gene LRRC8D, whose product is annotated as leucine rich repeat containing 8 VRAC subunit D. Gene Ontology annotation, molecular function: protein binding. The transcript is spliced from 3 exons. The record is from RefSeq and is a predicted model, not a curated record. Lineage: Eukaryota; Metazoa; Chordata; Lepidosauria; Squamata; Rhineuridae. Bases 658 to 3237 code for a protein of 859 amino acids.
CUAACCACACCGCCCAACCACUCCAGGAAGUGGAGUCCAUUCCUCGUUAUUCUGAGACGCUGCCUGGGGCGCAAUUCAACUGGCCCGAGGACCAGGCAGUCAGCAAAUCUGGGUCAUCAUGUGGGCGGAUUGGAAGGCCCCGUCGCCCUGUCCCACGUGCACCUGUUCCCAGUCAGACAGAUGGGGGUGUUCCCUGCGAACAGUCGCCCGGAAAGAGGCACACGAGAAGUCCAUACGGCGGAAGGGGGCCUGGCGGGCGCCUGAACCCAGGCGCGGUGGGGAAAGAAAGAAGAGAAAGGCGUCGCCAAAAAGCACAUGGGCUUCGUCGCCGAUACCAUUGGCUGGAGCCUGACCACUGGCCGCGCUCUGCGUUGAGGGAGCCUUGAGGAAGGGCGACAAGCGACGGAGUCUUCGUCUUGUUCUAGUAAAGGCCGAAGCGAGCGGGCUGGAGGCCGUGCCUGAAGUUGCCAGUAGACUGCGCGUAGGUUGUCGGGAGCUCGCCUGCUUCCCCUUGACUCCUCCUUCCAGCAACCUCUCGCCUCAGCCUCCUGCAUGGCUUCCCCGACGGAGUGACCCAGUUCUGAGAGACUAUUACUCAUAUGGAAUCCUCUCUCGGGAUCAAGAUGAUGGGGAAGAACUGACCAACACAUAAAUGGAAUGUUUACCCUUGCAGAAGUUGCAUCUCUUAAUGACAUUCAGCCAACGUACCGUAUUCUGAAACCAUGGUGGGACGUGUUUAUGGAUUAUCUAGCAGUUGUUAUGCUAAUGGUCGCCAUUUUUGCUGGAACCAUGCAGCUGACCAAAGAUCAGGUGGUCUGUUUGCCAGUGUUGCAGUCUGCUGUAAAUGCAAAAGCGCAGCCCAGCUCCUCGGGAAGUGCCAAAGCUACAAAUGUUGUAUCAGAAUCAACUGCAGUCCCAGACAAAGAAACGCAGGCAGUGAGUACUGUUUCCUUUGACAGGGCACCUGUUGUCACAACUGACAUACCUCUCAGCAGAUCUACCUUUCCACCAUUGCACUCCACCAUUACAAAUCAGGAAGAGAAGAAGGAGCAGAAGGAUCCUCUGGGCCGAAAAACUAACUUGGAUUAUCAGCAAUAUGUUUUCAUUAACCAGAUGUGCUACCACUUGGCUCUUCCAUGGUAUUCAAAGUAUUUUCCCUACUUAGCUCUUAUACAUACUAUCAUUCUAAUGGUCAGCAGCAAUUUUUGGUUUAAAUAUCCAAAAACUUGCUCAAAGAUUGAGCACUUUGUUUCCAUCCUAGGGAAGUGUUUUGAAUCUCCAUGGACUACAAAAGCGUUGUCUGAAACGGCAUGUGAGGAUUCCGAGGAGAAUAAGCAGAGACUGACUGGCGCCCAGUCUCUGCCAAAGCAUGUGUCAACCAGUAGUGAUGAAGGAAGUCCAAGUGCCACUACCCCCAUGAUAAACAAGACUGGCUUUAAGUUCUCAGCAGAAAAGCCAGUUAUUGAGGUCCCUAGCAUGACCAUUUUAGACAAAAAAGAUGGCGAGCAAGCCAAAGCUCUCUUUGAAAAAGUACGGAAAUUCCGGGCCCACGUGGAGGACAGUGAUUUGAUUUAUAAACUCUAUGUUGUUCAGACUGUCAUCAAAACUGUGAAAUUCAUAUUUAUUCUUUGCUACACAGCGAACUUUGUCAAUGAAAUCAGUUUUGAGCACAGCUGCAUGCCCAAAGUGGAGCAUCUGACUGGCUAUCAAGAGUUUGAAUGCACACACAAUAUGGCUUAUAUGCUGAAAAAGUUGCUCAUAAGUUACAUUUCUCUCAUUUGUGUCUACGGUUUUGUCUGUCUGUACACACUCUUCUGGUUGUUCCGGUUACCCCUGAAGGAAUACUCCUUUGAAAAGGUUAGGGAAGAGAGCAGCUUCAGCGAUAUUCCAGAUGUUAAAAACGAUUUUGCGUUUCUCUUGCACAUGGUUGACCAGUAUGAUCAGCUGUACUCCAAGCGGUUUGGUGUCUUCUUGUCAGAGGUAAGUGAAAAUAAACUGAGGGAAAUAAGCUUGAACCACGAGUGGACUUUUGAAAAGCUGCGGCAGCACAUUUCCCGCAAUGCUCAGGAUAAGCAAGAACUCCAUCUCUUCAUGCUUUCGGGGGUCCCAGAUGCAGUCUUUGAUCUGACUGACUUGGAUGUGUUGAAACUUGAGCUGAUCCCUGAAGCUAAAAUCCCAGCUAAGAUCUCCCAGAUGACUAACCUUCAAGAGUUACACCUCUACCAUUGCCCUGCAAAGGUGGAACAAACAGCCUUCAGCUUCCUCCGUGACCACCUGAGGUGCUUGCAUGUGAAGUUCACUGAUGUGGCAGAAAUUCCAGCUUGGGUGUACUUACUUAAAAAUCUUCGGGAGUUGUACCUGGUAGGCAACUUGAACUCUGAAAAUAAUAAGAUGAUAGGACUUGAAUCUCUUAGAGAAUUAAGGCACCUUAAAAUUCUCUAUGUGAAAAGCAAUUUGACCAAAAUCCCAUCAAACAUCACAGAUGUGGCACCACAUCUAACCAAGCUUGUAAUUCAUAAUGAUGGCACCAAGCUUUUUGUGUUGAAUAGCCUUAAGAAAAUGGUGAAUGUAGCAGAGCUCGAAUUGCAGAAUUGUGACUUGGAGCGCAUUCCGCAUGCCAUUUUCAGUCUCACUAACUUGCAGGAACUGGAUUUAAAGUCAAACAGCAUACGCACAAUUGAAGAAGUCAUUAGCUUCCAACAUUUAAAAAGACUGACUUGUCUGAAGUUGUGGCACAAUAAAAUAGUCAUCAUUCCUCCUUCUAUUACCCACGUGAAAAACUUGGAGUCGCUUUACCUCUCCAACAAUAAACUCGAAUCUUUACCAGCUGCUGUGUUCAGUUUACAGAAACUCAGAUGCUUAGAUGUAAGCUACAACUCCAUUGCAGUGAUUCCUGUGGAGAUAGGCUUGCUCCAGAACCUGCAGCAUUUGCAUAUCACUGGAAACAAAGUAGAUAUUUUGCCAAAACAGCUGUUUAAAUGUACAAAGUUGAGGACUUUGAGCCUGGGGCAAAACUGUAUCACCUCAAUUCCAGAUAAAAUUGGCCAGCUGUUGCAGCUAACUCAUCUAGAGCUGAAGGGGAACUGUUUAGACCGUCUCCCAGUUACACUGGGGCAGUGUCGGCUUCUCAGGAAAAGUGGACUCAUCGUGGAAGAUCAUCUCUUUGACACAUUGCCUUCAGAAGUCAAAGAAGCAUUGAACCAAGAUACAAACAUUCCCUUUGCUAAUGGGAUUUAAACAGAGGUAGAACACCAAGUGACUAACGUAGAUUAUACUAAAAGUACACAUUGUUAUAAAAUCCUAUGUUAAAAUCUGGAACUUUUUUUGGGGGGGUAAGAAAGGACUGUUAAAGAAGGGUGGUAGAAGCUUGUUUGGUGUUUGUAGUAUUUUAAAACAUCAUUUCCAAAACAUUUUGGAGGGGAGAGAGGAAGGGGGGAGGGAAUCCUUAACCAAUCUUCUUUUUUUCUUUUAAGAUGUUUGUAACUUGGAUGCUGCCGCUUUUGAAUGUUUACAAACUGCUCGCCUGCUUAAUGUACAUGAUUAAACCAGUGACCUU